GAGACAGACAUCGAUCGAUCAUCGAUCGAAGAUUUUUGCAUCGUCUGUGGUGAAGACGUAAUCAGCGAACAGACAUUCUAUGGCAACAAUGGAGAUCGCUCUACAAGUGCAGAGACCCGUCUGUUACAGAACAACCUUCCCUGAAAAAACUCAUUUGAAGGUCCAGCCGCCUGUUAGAUUCUUCUCUCAUGGCAGAACCAAUCCGUUCUCGCAUACAUCUCCAUGGCGCAAAGAAUGUCCAACAAUUGGAUUGUCGUGUCACAUCUUCGCCGGUGCAGAUUUUUCAAGGAGGAGAUCAAGGAAAGGCCAGGUCUCAAGGCCAAAAGGCUCUGCUGCUAAGGGAUUCAUGCCAAAAAUACGGGUUGGAACAAGCAUCCAGAGGAGAGAGAAAAGUGAUAAUGAUGAUAACGGCAGUUCAAGCCCUUCCCUUCCCGGUGAACAUCCAAGUUCCAGCAAGAAUCCAGCUGAAAUGAAGGUAGAUACUGGUAAAAAGCAGGAAACUAAAUAUCUUCAAGAGAAGGAAGUGGAGGAAACAAAGGUUGAAAUUGAAAAUAAGGUUGGCACAACAAUAUCACCAAACAAACAGUUUGGCGUGGUUAAAAGUGUUGAUAUUGAGGGAAAUGGAAGAUUUUCCAGAAUUGAUGAUGGUCCAACCAAGUCACAGAAAUCAGAAAUAAUCACUUCAAAGGAAUUUGAGGAUGAUGUAGAUGAAACGCCAUUUGCAAGAAAGAAUUCUGGAAAUGGAAGAUUUUCUGUAAUUGAUGAUAGUACAAGUAAGUCACAGAAAUCAGAAAUAAUCACUUCAAAAAAAAUUGAGGAUGAUGUAAAUGAAACAUCAUUUGCAAGAGAGAAUUUGGAUACAUUUAAUGGCAGAAUUAUUGGUCAAAGUAGAACCUUUACUGUGGUUGAUGAAGAUUUGGUUGAAACUGAGUUGGACAAGCCAAAAUUACUUGACAAGACUGAGAAGUUAAUGUUUGAAGAGCCAGAGAUGAAGGAGCAUUUGUUAAAACCAAAGAUGGAGAUGGAUGCCGAGGCACGCAGAAAGGUGAUUGAGAGUCUUGCAGAGGAGAACUUUUCAAGAGGGUGCAAAAUGUUUGUUUAUCCUGAGGUAGUUAAACCUGAUCAAGACAUAGAAGUGUUCCUUAACAGGAAUCUUUCCACUUUAAAAAAUGAACCUGAUGUUUUGAUUAUGGGUGCCUUUAAUGAUUGGAGAUGGAAAUCUUUUACUAUAAAGUUGAAUAAGACCCAUCUUAGAGGGGAUUGGUGGUCUUGCCUAGUUUAUAUUCCUAAGGAGGCAUACAAGAUGGAUUUUGUUUUCUUCAAUGGGGCAAAUGUCUAUGAAAACAAUGAAACAAAGGAUUUCUCUUUAACUGUUGAAGGUGUAAUGGAUGCAUCAACCUUUGAGGAUUUCCUGCUUGAAGAGAAACGAAGAGAACUUGAAAAGCUUGCUGCAGAGCAAGCUGAAAAGGAAAGACAAGAGGAAGAGCGGCGGCGGAUUGAAGCAGAAAAGGUUGCAAGUGAAGCUGAUAGGGCACAAGCAAGAGCAGAGGCUGCAAAGGAAAGAGAAAGUUUACACGAAUUCAUUAAAAAGGCUGUAAGAUCUGUUGAUAAUGUUUGGUAUAUAGAGCCUAAGGAAUUCAAAGGUGGGGAUCUGGUCAGGUUAUAUUACAAUAGGAACUCACGUCCUCUUGCUCAUGCUAAUGAACUCUGGAUUCACGGGGGGCACAAUAAAUGGAAGGAUGGGUUGUCUAUCAUUGGGAGACUUGUCCACUCUGAGAUUAAAGAUGGUGACUGGUGGUAUGUUGAUGUUGUUGUACCCGAUCGAGCUCUCAUCAUGGAUUGGGUUUUUGCUGAUGGACCUCCCGGGAGUGCUACAGUUUAUGAUAAUAAUAACUUUCAAGAUUUCCAUGCUAUUGUCCCGAGAGGCAUACCUGAAGAACUGUAUUGGGUUGAAGAAGAACAGCAAGUAUAUGGGAGGCUUCAGGAAGAGAGGAGGAUAAGAGAAGAGGCUAUACGUGUGAAGGCUGAAAGAACAGCACACAUGAAAGCUGAGACAAAGGAACGGACCAUGAAAAUGUUUCUAUUGUCUCAAAAGCAUAUAGUCUACACUGAGCCACUUGAUGUCAAAGCAGGAACUACUGUUACGGUUUUUUAUAAUCCUUCUAACACAGUUCUCAACGGGAAACCUGAAGUUUGGUUUAGAUGCUCAUUUAACCGCUGGACCCAUCGUAAUGGGCCAUUACCACCUCAGAAAAUGUUGCCUGUAGAUAACAGUCCUCGUGUCAAAACCACUGUCAGGGUUCCAUUGGAUGCAUAUGUGAUGGACUUUGUUUUCUCUGAGAAGGAAGAUGGUGGAAUUUAUGACAACAGAAAUGGCAUGGACUACCACAUACCUGUAUUGGGAGGAAUUACAAAGGAGCCACCAAUGCAUAUUGUGCAUGUGGCUGUUGAAAUGGCUCCCAUUGCAAAGGUGGGAGGCCUUGGAGAUGUUGUCACAAGUCUUUCCCGUGCUGUUAAAGAUUUAGGUCAUAAUGUUGACAUAAUACUUCCAAAAUAUGACUGUUUGAACCUCAGCAAUGUAAAGUACUUCCAAUUUCAUCGAAGUUAUUCCUGGGGUGGAACUGAAAUAAAGGUUUGGUUUGGGAAGGUAGAAGGCCUGCCUGUCUACUUUUUGGAGCCUCAAAAUGGAUUAUUUUCGGCAGGGUGCAUAUAUGGAUGUAGGAAUGAUGGGCAGAGAUUUGGCUUCUUUUGCCAUGCUGCGCUUGAGUUCCUUCUCCAAAGUGGAUUUCAUCCUGAUAUUUUACAUUGCCAUGACUGGUCUAGUGCACCUGUUGCAUGGUUGUUUAAGGAGCAUUAUAUGCAUUAUGGCCUCAGUAAAGCUCGGGUUGUCUUCACAAUUCAUAAUCUUGAGUUUGGAGCACAGUUGAUUGGGAAGGCAAUGUUGUACUCAGACAAGGCUACAACUGUGUCUCCUACUUAUUCAAGGGAGGUUUCAGGAAAUCCAGCAAUUGCUUCUCAUCUUCAGAAGUUCUAUGGUAUUCUGAAUGGAAUUGAUCCAGAUAUCUGGGAUCCAUACAAUGACAAAUUUAUUCCCGUAUCUUACACUUCAGACAAUGUUGUGGAAGGAAAAAGGGCUGCAAAGGAAGCCUUACAACAAAAACUUGGUUUGAAGAGGGCUGAUCUCCCUAUGGUUGGAAUCAUUACUCGCUUAACUCAUCAGAAAGGAAUUCACCUUAUCAAGCAUGCCAUUUGGCGCACACUUGAACGAAAUGGGCAGGUUGUAUUGCUAGGUUCAGCUCCAGACCCUCGUAUACAAAAUGAUUUUGUUAACUUGGCAAAUCAAUUGCACUCAUCACAUGGUGAUCGUGCACGACUUUGUCUGACCUAUGAUGAACCUCUAUCACAUUUGAUAUAUGCAGGUUCAGAUUUCAUUCUAGUUCCAUCAAUUUUUGAGCCAUGUGGCCUAACCCAGCUUACAGCAAUGAGAUAUGGUUCAAUACCUGUUGUUCGCAAAACUGGAGGACUUCAUGAUACUGUAUUUGAUGUCGACCAUGAUAAAGAGAGAGCCCGAGCGUUUGGUCUUGAGCCAAAUGGAUUCAAUUUUGAUGGAGCUGAUACUGCUGGUGUUGAUUAUGCUCUCAAUAGAGCUAUCUCUGCCUGGUAUGAUGGACGUGAUUGGUUCAACUUCCUAUGUAAGGGGGUAAUGGAGCAAGAUUGGUCUUGGAACCGGCCAGCAUUGGACUAUAUGGAACUCUACCGUGCAGCCCGGAAGUAAGGCAGGAGAAAAUUGGUCAGAUGAAUGAGAAAGAAAGAGAUCCCAUACAAGGAUUGUUAGAGAUCCCAUACCACAAUUAUUUGUACAGGCUUACGAAUAAAUUUUCAUUUCCUUUUAUUUAUCUUAGCCAAACAAUGGCAGGUAAUUUUAUAGUUUGUGUUAUUUAUGACAUCUUUGGUGUUAAAGAUUUGAAAUAGCUCAUCCAUUUUAUGUGAAAGCAAUUUUGAACCCCACGAUCCUUUAGAUAAAAGUAGUAUUUCUCUUGAUUCUUUUACAAUCUUAUGUUAUACAGUUGUAUGGGGAUUCUGAGACUUUUCUCUUUACUUUUAUUUGGUAAUAUUGUUGGUAGUAUUGAGGUUGACACAUUGGAUGGA
Nelumbo nucifera (sacred lotus) is the source of this 4149-nucleotide messenger RNA. It is a transcript of the gene SS3, whose product is annotated as starch synthase 3. NCBI's taxonomy places the organism in Eukaryota, Viridiplantae, Streptophyta, Magnoliopsida, Proteales, Nelumbonaceae. Gene Ontology annotation, molecular function: alpha-1,4-glucan glucosyltransferase (UDP-glucose donor) activity; starch binding. The record is from RefSeq and is a predicted model, not a curated record.